Molecule: messenger RNA, 798 nt
Organism: Microthlaspi erraticum
Lineage: Eukaryota; Viridiplantae; Streptophyta; Magnoliopsida; Brassicales; Brassicaceae
Source: the annotation of a GenBank genome assembly
AUGACGAUUCCACGUCCACACAAAUCUUAUUGCUUUUCUGGUAUUGUUGUUACCUUGUAUUUCUUCUUCUUGGCUUCCUCCGUUCUCCACACUCUCGCUUCUUCUCCUCCUAUGCUCCACUACUGCCGCCAUGACCAGAGGGACGCUCUUUUUGAGUUCAAACAAGAGUUUCCGGUACAUGAAUCCAACUCAAAUCCAUCUUUAAGUUCAUGGAACAAGAGUAGUGAUUGCUGUCUAUGGAAGGGUGUCACGUAUGAUGCUAAAUCUGGCAAGGUGAUUUCACUUUACCUUAUGUCCACCCCUCUCAACAACUCUUUGAAACCAAAUAGUGGUCUUUUCAAACUCCGUUAUCUUCAUUUGUCUAACAAUGGCUUCAGCGGCUCCAUCCCUCAAUGUUUGAGGAAUACCAUUAAUAAUCUUGAAGAGCUGAAUUUGCAAAACAACAAUCUCAGUGGAGUUCUUCCUCCAGAUUUGUUUGUCAAUGCCACCAGGUUAGAGAUAGUUGACGUCAGCGGGAACCAGUUAAAGGGGAAACUUCCAAAAUCAUUGAUCAACUGCAUUUCCUUGGAGCUUUUGAGUGUUGAAAGCAACAGAAUCAAGGACGAGUUUCCAUCUUGGUUGGGUUCUCUGCCGUCAUUAAAUGUCUUGAUCCUACGAUCAAAUCAAUUCUACCUACGGGCCCUUGUAUCAUCCCAAUGUCUCCAUUGGAUUCCAAAGUUUAAAGAGUCAUCGAUUUAUCACAUAACGACUUCACUGGAACUUUGCCACCUUUCUAUUUUUCCAGCUGGAGUCAAAUGA